CCGAGGCAGGUGAUAACUGCUCACGGUUGACUGGCAAACGUACAGUACUGUACCGGAGCAAUACCUUUUCUACCGCAGCGUAACAGCCAAGAAUCUCCCCGACUUCAAGGAUUAAUAUCACAGGCUGACAGACUUUAUCUUCGCUGGGACUGUCAAGUCUCAAAAGCUGCGACAGAGGACAAUGUUUCUCCUGCAGUACACCGGGCUCAGCACUCUUCCCUUUGACCCAAUCACCAACAGCGACUCUCUCCACUUCAGCAGCUCUAACAGGCCUCUGGUGACAGAGUGUCCUUCCCUGGAAAACACUGCUGAAAAUGGCAAGAAAAGGAAAAGAACUAGUCUUCUUCCAGACGGGAACUGUAACAUAGCUUCUAAAUCCAUGACGAUGCCCAUGUCAGACCCCAGCGCCUGGGCAACAGCCAUGAGCAACCUGGGGAUGCCUCCGAUAAGCAUGACUGGAAGGCAGCUUAUGCCAGAUUUUGACCCCAGUCUCGGGCUGAUGACUGGCAUUGCCCCCAUAAAUCCCUUGAUGCCCAGCCUGGGCCUGGCGCCCCCGCCCCUCUCCCAGGAUGUACCAGUUGUCAAGGAGAUCAUCCACUGCAAGAGCUGCACGCUGUUUCCUCCAAACCCCAACCUUCUGCCUCCAGCCACCAGGGAGCGCCCUCCAGGGUGUAAGACGGUAUUUGUUGGUGGUCUGCCCGAGAACGCCACUGAGCAGCUCAUCGUGGAGGUCUUUGGACAGUGUGGCGAUAUAGCUGCCAUCAGAAAGAGCAAGAAAAACUUCUGCCAUAUCCGAUUUGUUGAGGAGUUUACUGUAGACAAGGCUCUCCUCCUCUCUGGUUACCGUAUUCGUUUGGGCUCCAGCACAGACAAAAAAGACUCCGGACGUCUCCACGUGGAUUUUGCCCAGGCAAGAGACGACCUCUAUGAGUGGGAGUGUCGGCAGCGCAUGCUGGCCAGAGAGGAGAGGCACCGGCGCAAGAUGGAGGAGGAUCGCCUCCGGCCGCCCUCCCCUCCUCCCAUCGUCCACUACUCUGAGCACGAAUGUAGUGCGCUUGGAGACAAGAUCAAAGAUGACAAUGUGUUUCCUGAAUCAGUGCGUGUGCUCUUGACCUGGCUGGAACGAGGUGAAGUCAACCGCCGGAAUGCCAACAACUUCUACUCCAUGAUCCAGUCCUCCAACAGCCAUGUCCGCCGGCUGAUUAGCGAGAAGAGUCAGCAUGAGAAGGAGAUGGAAGAGGCCAGAGACAAGUUCAAGACCGCAAUGGCCGCGAUACUGGCUCAAUGUGAGUCCCCUCUGCUCAGUAACACUGUUAAUCUGGAGACGGUAAAGCAAGAUGUCAGAGGGAGCGAACAGAGUGCUAAUCAAGUCAGUGAUAUAACAGCAUCAUCAGUUGUGUCCUGCAGUCAAGAGAAGGGAGGUCUUCCAGAAAAGAAUCCCCCCAGUCCUGUUCACUCUGAGAGGGAUGCACUGCUAAUCGGGAUCAUUUCAACCUUCCUGCACGUGCACCCGUUUGGAGCCAGCAUCGAGUACAUCUGUUCCUACCUGCAGCGUUUGGACACCAAGAUUAACCCCAGCGAGGUGGAGGCUCUUCUUUCUCGGCUGCCGUGCACCUUCAGACAGGAGCUGUCUGGUGUCGGAGCCAGUUUAGAGAAACGCUGGAACUUCUGCGGCUUCCAGGGCAUCAAGAGCACAUAGACUCUGCCGGUGACACUUCUGGGACAUGGAAGAGAUGACAGGCAUACAAGGCAACACAGGUACAUGGAAGACACUGUGGAAAUGUGGAGGGAGCCCAUAACUAAUGGAGCCGCAGGGCUCCACCUUCCCAGACAAGAGCACAAAUUGUUCACUGCAGAACUCAGAUCAGCAAGGGGUGUUCUGUGUAGGUGGCAGAGAGAUAAAUAUAAAGGUUUUUCUGAUGGCAAAUUAAUUAAAUUAAUUGGCAGCAUCUCUAUGGUGACCAAGUGUUGGAUGUAUCUCUAUGGUGACAGUCUCACUCUCUCCUCUUUUUUUCUCAUGGGAUUCAACGAAAAGUCCCUUCAGAGAGCCAAUCUCAGCAGAGUCAUGGGAUUUGGUGUAUUUUUUAUACUUGAGCUUACAGUUGGCCCAGCGUACUGGCAGACCUGGACUUAAGAACGACACAGGAGGGUCAUCAGGGUCAACUUUCAACCUCGAAACUCUCUGGCGUCCUUUAUUGCCUCUACUUGAUUUUGUACAAUCGUGUAAAACAGCUAAACCUAAACAGCUGCAAAUGUUAAAAUAAAGAUGACAGACAUGUU
Micropterus salmoides (largemouth bass) is the source of this 2280-nucleotide messenger RNA. Its product is annotated as ecto-NOX disulfide-thiol exchanger 2-like. The record is from RefSeq and is a predicted model, not a curated record. The transcript is spliced from 11 exons. NCBI's taxonomy places the organism in Eukaryota, Metazoa, Chordata, Actinopteri, Centrarchiformes, Centrarchidae. Gene Ontology annotation, molecular function: RNA binding; protein-disulfide reductase activity. Gene Ontology annotation, cellular component: plasma membrane; external side of plasma membrane. Bases 182 to 1699 code for a protein of 505 amino acids. Gene Ontology annotation, biological process: ultradian rhythm.